This is a messenger RNA of Peronospora belbahrii, 2412 nucleotides long. Lineage: Eukaryota; Oomycota; Peronosporomycetes; Peronosporales; Peronosporaceae. The record is from the annotation of a GenBank genome assembly.
AUGGCCGUUGACAUGGAUCAAGGUAUUUCAAUUGAUGAGGUACUAGAUGAGGAAACAUUUCUCACGAUGUUGGACGAGAUACUGCGACAAUCCAUGACUCAUUUUGAUCAUGCGUGUCUCAUCUUAAGUACGUCUCAAGUGGAUGUAUUAGCUCGACGUUUACAUGAUGCAUUAGUACCGAAACGAGAUCAAGAGACGUGUUUAAUCGAGGCAUGGACGAUACAACCACAAGUUCAAGUAAAGACUAAAUCCAGUGCUCAUAUUCAAGUACUUAAACUAUCGACCAUCUUGCGACAAGUGGAGAGACUGCGUGUGUACAAGUCAUGGAGUUUCGAGAGAUGGGAGACGAUUCCCAUUCAAAUGGAUAUAUUUCCAUCCCUUUGUGUCAUUGAAACACUCCAUAUGGACAUGAUGGAGCUUCAAUAUGUUCAUUACUUUGCAAAACAAUUGAAAGAACUUCAUAUUGAACAUACUAGUGAAACAAUAACAUUAAAGCAAUUACUAGCUCCAGAGAAAAUGACGACACCAUGUUGGACAAAGCUUACGAAGCUUCAGAUGAAUUGUUGUACGCUAAAAGCUGUAGAUCAGUCGGUGAGCUUAUUGAAAACUAUUAGAACGUUGGAUCUCGGCUGGAACAAGAUUGAUACUUUUGACUCGAACGUGACGACGGAAUCACUUGAGGUUUUGAAUUUAUGCCAUAAUCAAUUGAACAUUGUACCACCUAUUCAUGAGCUACGUAGAUUAAGGGAGCUGGAUUUGUCAGUGAACCAGCUCGUGUCCCUGAAAGGGCUAGAGACACUUGAGACGCUAGAACGUCUGGACAUUUCUCACAAUUUGAUCGACGAUAUCGAGGAAGUAGAGUUGUUGACUAGACUGCAGAAGCUCAGGUAUUUGAAGAUGGAGUUCAACCCGAUUGCACGUCGACCAGACUAUAGACGGGAAGUGUUAUUUUACUUGGGUGAGCUGAUUGAGCUAGACGGCCACUGCUGGAGCGAACCUGAGAUAAGCAGUAUGAAAAAUCGGCGUAUGUUGAUGAUAUUGGAUGGCGUGAACCUGCGUAAUACCGUCGAGAGGAGUCUUUGGGAGCAGUUUGAUGGUGCCCCAGUGUAUCCUAGGGCUCAUGUCCCGAGUGGCAUUGUUAUGAAGAACCCAAAGAUGGUACUUAGGUACCCUUGCCUUCCUCGGUCCCAAACUGUUCCUGCUCAAUUUGUAGAAAUACAAAACCCGCUGUCAACGUAUCCAAUAAAGAGCAAUCAGUCUCGGCAUGAUGGUGAUACACAAAACAGAGACAGCACCUCAAGGACAUUUGAUAACAUUCAAAGCUCGCAUGGUGUGCGACCGUCUAUUCAAACUGUUGACGAUUACUUUAGCACGCAGCGAAAUGUCACAGUAUCAACGAUGAGUCAAGUCAGCCAGGAAUGUGACGAGCAAGCUGCGAUGACUGACGAAGAAAACACUGAUGCUUCUACCACAAAACAAACUCAAGUGCUCAGUCGCAAACUUUCGACACCUAUUUUCACACGAGACGUUGAAGAAGAAGAUUCAAUGUUUGUGCGAGGAAGCAAUGAUAAUGAUAGUGCAGAUAUACACGUUACGCGAUCUACACCACAAACGCAGACCUCAGCUUAUCAGCAACUUGGACGAAGUUUCAGCGUUCGAGUGCUUUUAAGUGCAAAAGAGGCUGCAGAGCUUGACUUACAUUUUAGAAUAGAUGGUGUCCCAGCGAAUGUAGAAAUUAAGCAUCAAAAAUUGAUUGAAAAGUUUACUAUCAGCAAUGGCAAAGACCCAAUAGCUAUCACGCGGUGGCUGCCAGAUGUCAUCGCCGUCGGUACAUCAAUGCACUCGAAUCGCGCAAAGAUUAUCACGAUGAAGUUGCAGUCACGUGGAUUAUCAAACACAAUGGAUGCUGCCUAUCAGUUUGACUCAGUUGCGCCAUUGGAGACUUUGCUUUUGUCACUGAUAACUCGUCUCUUCCAGCAGUACAAGAGCCAUAUUGUGAAUUGCAAUUGUGCAAAUUGUGGAGCUAUUUCUCUGCUCACGCCCAGAUACCCUGAACGGACAGAAGCUAACGAUCCCUUAACUGUUUAUUUGUGCUUGCUGUGUUCGAGCUGCAACGUGCGAGAGAUUUCUUUCAAGAAGCUUGUUGCGCUUUGUGCUAACGAAGGAAUUGCCAUUCCAAGCAGCAUUUCGCUAGCACCGUCACCGCGAGAAGCAAUUACUGAAGGGUUUUAUAUCGAGGAGCCAUCAGCCACUGAUGCAGCUAUGGACUCGAGCAUGCAUGAGUGUAUCAUGGUUUCGUGCAAUAGUAUUCGCGAAGUUACAGCUUUUUCGAAGAAAUUGGGUAGAGAUGAAGUGCAGAAUGACGAGUGGAACGAUGCUAUUGUGCACGCUAUGACUACUUCAAUGCGGUGA